Messenger RNA from Mytilinidion resinicola, 1062 nucleotides. RefSeq names its product G protein alpha subunit. NCBI's taxonomy places the organism in Eukaryota, Fungi, Ascomycota, Dothideomycetes, Mytilinidiales, Mytilinidiaceae. Gene Ontology annotation, molecular function: GTP binding; GTPase activity; G protein-coupled receptor binding. Bases 1 to 1062 code for a protein of 353 amino acids. Gene Ontology annotation, biological process: G protein-coupled receptor signaling pathway. Gene Ontology annotation, cellular component: heterotrimeric G-protein complex. The record is from RefSeq and is a predicted model, not a curated record. The transcript has 5 exons.
AUGGGUUGCGGAAUGAGCACAGAGGAGAAGGAGGGGAAGCAGAGGAAUGAGGAGAUCGAGAACCAGCUCAAGCGGGACAAGAUGAUGCAGCGAAACGAGAUCAAGAUGCUGCUGCUCGGUGCCGGAGAGUCUGGAAAGUCGACGAUCCUGAAGCAGAUGAAGCUCAUCCACGAGGGUGGCUACUCGCGCGAUGAGCGAGAGUCGUUCAAGGAAAUCAUCUUCAGCAACACCGUGCAGUCGAUGCGCGUCAUCCUCGAGGCCAUGGAGUCGCUGGAACUGCCCCUUGACGACCAGCGCGCCGAGUACCACGUGCAGACCAUCUUCAUGCAGCCAGCCCAGAUCGAGGGUGACAGCCUACCCCCAGAAGUUGGCAACGCCAUUGCCGUGCUCUGGAAGGAUGCCGGUGUCCAGCAGUGCUUCCAGCGCUCCCGCGAAUACCAGCUCAACGACUCUGCCAAAUACUACUUCGAUUCCAUUGACCGCAUUGCCGCUCCGGACUACAUCCCCAACGACCAGGAUGUCCUCCGCUCGCGUGUCAAAACCACUGGUAUCACUGAGACCACCUUCAUCAUCGGCGACCUGACCUACCGCAUGUUCGAUGUCGGAGGACAACGGUCGGAGCGAAAGAAGUGGAUCCACUGUUUCGAGAACGUGACCACCAUCCUCUUCCUCGUCGCCAUCUCCGAAUAUGACCAGCUGCUCUUCGAGGAUGAGACCGUCAACCGUAUGCAGGAAGCUCUCACCCUGUUCGACUCCAUCUGCAACUCGCGGUGGUUUGUCAAGACAUCGAUCAUCCUGUUCUUGAACAAGAUCGACAGGUUCAAGGAGAAGCUCCCCGUCAGCCCCAUGAAGAACUACUUCCCUGACUACGAAGGUGGCCCUGACUACGCCGCGGCUUGCGACUACAUCCUCAAUCGCUUCGUAUCGCUCAACCAACAUGAGACCAAGCAAAUCUACACCCAUUUCACAUGCGCCACCGACACAAUGCAAAUCCGAUUCGUCAUGGCCGCAGUGAACGACAUCAUAAUUCAAGAGAACCUCCGCAUGUGCGGUCUGAUAUAA